Molecule: messenger RNA, 555 nt
Organism: Symbiodinium sp. CCMP2456
Lineage: Eukaryota; Dinophyceae; Suessiales; Symbiodiniaceae
Source: the annotation of a GenBank genome assembly
AUGGUACUGCUGCAACUGCUGGGGCGAGUGCGAUGGCCUUCGACAGGGUCCACCGGGCUGCUUUCUGAGGCUGGAAAAGGUCCUCGGCUCCCUGCAGGCACCACAAUAGUGGCGAAUGCAGGGGUAGCGGCCAUCGGCUUCCUGCAGCAAGCCCGGAAGAUUCUCCGUGACCAGGGACAAGAGAAGGCUGCAACGGCCACCCCGCUGGCCAAGAAGAGGAAAAGGCAGAAGUUUUCUGGAGAUGGCCUUCCCGAAGGAAUACCGAACUUCAGAUCUGCCGUCCAGGAGUUUUUGCAGUUGCUGUACCAUAGACGCAACACCGAAGGUCCCUGUGAGGAGUAUGGAGUGGUCACGAGCAAAGACUCCGACGGCACGAAGUGGUUUCGGGGCACUUUGAAAGUGCCCCGAUUCGCCGCGGACAGAGAGUUCUGCGACGGGCGGCUUCACGAGAGGCCCGCCCUGGCCAAGGAGGGCGCCGCAAAGGCAUUCUGGGACGACCCCGUCGUCGAGGCCGCCCGAAAAAGCUUGGAUGAGCUCCACAGCCGGGGCCGGUAG